Messenger RNA from Peniophora sp. CBMAI 1063, 1032 nucleotides. NCBI's taxonomy places the organism in Eukaryota, Fungi, Basidiomycota, Agaricomycetes, Russulales, Peniophoraceae. The record is from the annotation of a GenBank genome assembly.
AUGUUCGAACUACCGGUCGUAGAUGAUUACGUUCUGCUUCAUGACGAGCCGUCGGACGUAUACCACUUCCUCAAGGCGUUGUACGACGGAGCACCUGUUCUCAGUCAAUAUUCCUCCGUUGACUUCGAAUCCGUUGCCGCUGUUCUUCGACUCUCCAGCAAGUACUUCGUCGCAGCGCAUCGAGCACAGUGUCUGGCACGUCUCAGCCAGGACUAUCCCACCACACUCGCGGAAUGGGAUCGGCGUGAACGCUUUGCCAUGGACGCCAGAGGGCGUUACCUGCCACGCGAGCUGAUCGCUAGUCCUAUCCUGGUCAUCAACCUCGCCCGCGAACUUGACCUCAACACCUUACUCCCAUCGGCGUUCUAUGACCUCUCGCGUUACGGACCAAGCAAGACAGUUGGUGGGACAGCUGCUCCCCCUGCGCUCAAGCUCAAUUUUUCGGAAUCGCAUGGAGGAACGCAACCCACAGUCCCAAUAAGGAUCCCAGAUUCGACCGCCCGGGCCAAUCUAUCUCCGGCAGACCUUGUAACGCUUCUGGCUGGUCGAGAGGCUGGACAAGCAUGGCUCACGCACUUCCUGGAUCUCUCUGUGGGCGCGCGUUUACCGUCGCUCGCGUGCGUGUACAGGCAGGACGAUUCUCGCGCCUGCCGUGAUUCAUUCACGUUCCUGUUGCUCAAUACACGCCGUGCAAUCGGGGGCAUCGCUAUCGGGCGCGAUGCAGAUCCUCUCUACACGCUGGAUCAAAUGCGCGAGAUGCUACAUCGUUCCGACUUUAGCGACGGCGCGCGAUCGUAUGGGCUUCCAAUGUGUUGUCUCUGCAAGUCCGACUUCCUUUCUGCCGUCGACCACGCUCGAGAGGAGGUUUGGAAGGCGAUCCCACAGUGGUUUGGCCUCGCCCAUCGCUUGCACGCAACGACAGGGGUAGAGGUUGGUGGCCAUUGUUCUCCUGACGUAGUUCAGAUAGGAGCUGAGGUCCUCCGAAGCGUUAUGACCGAAAAUCCGGUGUUAGAGGAAGGCAAGGGUGUAUAA